Molecule: messenger RNA, 281 nt
Organism: Ostertagia ostertagi
Lineage: Eukaryota; Metazoa; Nematoda; Chromadorea; Rhabditida; Trichostrongylidae
Source: the annotation of a GenBank genome assembly
AGGUGACUCCCGGUCUAUCCUGCACUUUCACCCUAUUCAAGGGUGCAAGUUUGACCAACGUCAACAUCAAUCCAUCUGCGGUCUACUAUAACGACGAUGUUACCUUGGAAGAUUGUUUCAAGGAAUGCCACGAGAAACCAGACUGCAAGGCCUUCCUUUUCUAUGGAGAGGACAACGGUUGCGAGGUUCUCGUUCCUGGAGAGGACGGGUAUCACAAAACACUGAGUAUAAAAUCUACACGUUCGAUCGAAACGUGUCCAUCGCGACUUGUCCAACGGUGA